GUCAAAUUUUGACUCAUCUUCUCGAGCUAAUCUUUAGUGUCAAAACAAUUUUUUGGCGAAAUUCAUACAAUGAAUAAUUAUCUAAUUUGAUUUUUCUUAACUGGAAUAGAACAACUGCAAUUUUGUUAUUCCAUGAAUCAACGCAACUGAGUUUUUUCAGAGAUAAACAUUUUUCAGUAUAUCAUUCUAUUCGACAUGAGUAUCACGGUUCACUAUUGUCUUAAGUGAUAAAUUCACCACCUACAUUCUUUAUUAACAUAAAAGAAGUACAUGAAUACUAAUUCGCUUAGAAGUGUUAAAAUUUAGAUGGAAGGCAACCUAAAUUCGCUCAGACUGAAGUGUUACGUGCUUUAAUUCAAUUAUUGAAGUUUGUGUUACUGGUUUUUGUGCCAAAUACUUUGUGGUUGAUGCCUGAAACUUGAAGAAUUCCAUUGUGCAAACAUCCAAAUAGGCCGACCAGACUGGCUGUGUGAUUUCCAGUAUGUGACCCGCAUAAGUUGCAUUUCUUUCGAACCUGCCGUUGAAAAAUUAACAUCACAUCCACGAUGUUUCACGGGGACACGCGCACUACCGGCACCUCGAAGGCCGGUACCACCAUCAGCCAGGCUCAAGCCCUCGAGUACUUUGAACAAUUCAUGGGUGCUACCACGCUGAAAAACAUUUUAGGUUACUUUAGGACGAUGUGCGAACUGAUCCACCUGAAACCGACCUACCUUCCACUUUUCUAUCCGAAACUGAAGGCUAUGCUGAACGGUUGGAAGGCGAAAGCCAUAUGGAAGAAGUUGGACUCUAGGGCUAAUCACAAAUGUUACGGCAAAGGUAAAAUUGGCGAGAAGACGAGAGUGCUGGUGAUAGGAGGCGGACCUUGCGGCUUGAGGACAGCGAUCGAGGCCCAGCUGUUAGGUUGUAAAGUUGUAGUUGUGGAGAAGAGGGAUCGUUUAUCAAGAAAUAAUGUACUUCACCUGUGGCCUUUCGUAAUUGAAGACUUGAGAGCAUUAGGUGCUAAGAAAUUUUUCGGAAAAUUUUGUGCAGGAGCCAUCGAUCACAUUAGUAUAAGACAACUUCAGUGUAUACUGCUCAAGGUAGCUUUAGUAUUAGGAGUUGAAAUUCACACAGAAGUCAGCUUCGAAAGUCUAGUCGAACCAAGUCAGGAUGAAAAAAUUGGCUGGCGAGCGCAGGUGAAACCCUCAGAUCAUCCCGUAUCACAAUAUGAAUUUGACGUGAUAAUAGGUGCUGACGGCAAAAGGAACACUCUGACAGGAUUCAAGAGGAAGGAAUUUCGCGGUAAACUCGCUAUAGCCAUCACAGCCAACUUCAUAAAUAAGAGGACCGAGGCCGAGGCGAGGGUGGAAGAAAUCAGCGGCGUAGCUUUCAUUUUCAACCAAAAAUUUUUUAAGGAUCUCUACCACGAGACGGGCAUCGAUUUAGAAAAUAUAGUUUAUUAUAAGGACGAGACGCACUAUUUCGUUAUGACUGCCAAAAAGACAAGCCUGAUAGAGAAGGGGGUGAUAUUACAGGACUUGGCCGAAACAGAAAGACUAUUAGCUCCAGACAACGUUAACCGUGAGGCUCUCCUGAAUUACGCCAAAGAAGCUGCAGAUUUCAGCACAAAUUACCAAAUGUCCAACAUGGAAUUCGCGGUCAAUCACUACGGUCAACCCGAUGUUGCCAUGUUCGAUUUCACAUCGAUGUAUGCUGCUGAGAACGCCUCGAAGGUACUGGAGAGGAACGGUUAUCAACUCCUCAUGAUUCUAGUCGGCGACAGUUUAUUGGAACCUUUUUGGCCCACUGGUUCUGGCUGUGCCAGAGGUUUUCUGUCGUCGUUGGACGCUGCGUGGGCAAUACGGACCUGGAGUCUAGGAAAAGCGAGUCCUCUCGAAGUGCUGGCCGAACGAGAAUCGACUUACAGACUGCUGGCCCAAACCACACCAGAUAAUUUGAAUAAGGAUUGGAAAUCUUAUACUUUGGAUCCGUCCACAAGAUAUCCCAACUUGAACAGGGCAACAGUAACGCCCCAUCAACUAGUCAGUUUGUAUGAUACAGAUGAUAUCCAGAAUAUUGAAAAAUUAGGACAGAACGUAGAUAAAGUAACCAAUAUUUCAAGAAAGAGGAGGAGAGAAAUUGUAGAUAGUGAAAUUCUUAUAGAAUGGGUGAAACGUCAGGUGGAAAGUCAUCCUAGUAUCAAGAUAACUGAUCUCUCUUCAAUUUUCCAUUCAGGAAAAGUACUUUGUGCAAUUAUCAAUCACUAUCGACCCGAUCUAAUAGAUUAUUCUAGUAUAGUAAACAACGAAGCAACACAAAACAAUCAGCUAGCCAUCGACGUUCUGGAGAAGGAUAUAGGUAUUUCUCCAAUAAUGACUGGUCAAGAGAUCACAUCAACCCAGGACAACCUAGCACUCACGGCAUAUCUCACCCAAAUCUACGAUGUGUUCAAGUCAGAAAUUCCACACGUCAAGCAUCCCAAACUGAGAAAUAUAUGGACUAUUUCAGAUUUAGCCGUUCCCAAACAAUCCCUAGAAUCCUAUUCACUCUCCGUAAACUCCCCCAAUGAUUCAGGGGUUGCAAUCAAGAAAAGCCAAUCAGAAAGCAUGAAUAAGCUAGUGAUGAAAUACUCUACCAGCACUCUUACCACAGAUUUCUCAGGUGAUGAUAGUAUAUUCAAGUUAUAUCCUUACUUUUUGUCCACAAAACCAUCCGAAUGUGGUACAGAAACGGAUUUACACCAAGAAAAAGAAAUAAGCUUCAAGGAUCCAGUAGAACAAUGUCAAGAACUGCAGGCAAUCGAAACUGCGAAAGCAAUGUCCAUUAAAAAUACAUCGACGGAAAUGCCCCGAAAAAUGUUAACACAAUUUCCUGGUAAUUUUUCCUUCAAGCUGAGAAGUAAACUAGUGCAAAAGAAGUGCUCAUUGAAGAAGUCUGUCAGAAACUUCCAGGAUCAAUUCCAGAUUCAGGAGUUAGAAUUCAAUACAUCUAAUCUUGCGGAUGGUUCAAGAGAAUUAUACUUCAUUGAGAUCUUAGACAAAAAAAGAAAAUUUUCGCCCUUCUUCAAACCGUCCAGAACGACUCUGAUUAUGACUGCAAACACAUCCUACCCCACAAAAGUGAUCAGAACAGAAAAAAGUAAUGACAGAUGCGUCAAUGGCAAAUGCCGAAUUCCGAAGGAAUUUCAUAUAAAUUUUUCGUCUGAUCCUAUCAUGUGUGAUGCAGAAGAGAAAGAGAGUAUAAGUCCAGAACAAGUUUUCAGCAGAGUAUCGAAUUGGAUUGAAAGUAACGAUUUUGAAGAAGAAAGCGAAAGCACUGAAGUUGUCAAUAAUAAAACGGAACCAAUUGAAACAAACAUCGAAGAAGGUUUUUCAGAUAUAACUUCCAUAACGAAGUGCUUGGAGAAAAAAAGUAUGGGAAAAGAGAAAAAACUCAUAGUUGGAGAACUGUUCGACUCCAAAGGAGAUAUUUCGAAACAGGAUGAGGAAAAAUUCCCGAACAAAUUGAAAGCUCUCGCCUGCAACCAAAUGUUUAAAACUUUAGGAAAAUUAUCCCAUUUCACCCUUUUUCCCAACGAAGCUAAAUUAGAAAGUCCGGCUCCUUUUUCUGUAAUAAUGGAAGGGCAAGAGUCAGAACUUCCCGAAAGCAAGAAUACCGUAACUAGUUUUAAGACACUUCUGAAGGAACCAAGUGCUGUAAUCGCAUCUAACGUUGCAUCGAGACCUUCGAGUAGACAUAAGAGGCAUGUUGAGGGAAUAUUAUCCAAUAAAAGUGCGAAUAUUGAAAGGAAAACCAGGAAGAGAAGAACACUCGAUAAAAGUGGCAGUGUAGCAGAAAUACAGAAACAGUUCGAGGAAGGUAAUAGUUCUAAGAGCAGUAGAUUAUCGAAGAGGCAGCAACAACGAAAGAGACAUGCUGAACAUUUCAUAAAAAGUAUGCAGAUGCUUGCCGCUAAUGCAAAACCUGAUUGCCCAUUUGAGGAUUAUUCAAUUUUUGUAUAUAGGCAAACGGCGAGAAAUUUCGAGGAUCGAGUGAAAGAUUUAGAAAAAAAAUUCACCUACAUACCUGAAUAUGACACUAAAGUUCCUUCACUGAUCCGUACAAAUACAGAUGACGAAUUUGCCGCUAAAAUAAAAUCUAUAGAAGAAGGAUGGCAGAGUAGGCAGUUGGUGGAAAAAAAACCCAAGGAUCUCAUGAGAAAGAUAGGUAAAAUAGAGACGUCGGAUUGGAAUAUAAAAGAAAUUGAAAAGAAGAUUAAAGAAAAUAAAUUGGGUAAACCAAUAGUGAGAGACAAGGAAAAAGUGCCGAAAUGGAGCCGGGAACAGUUUGUGGCGAGACAAACGAAAUUGGAGAAACUUGAUAGGCAAGAUAGCGCAGAAGCCAAGUAUGCAGAUAUUGAUAAGAAUUUGAAACAUUUAGAACUCAAACUAAAGGAAGGAACAAAUAGAGAUCUGGGCCAAAAUAAAAUAGCGAGCAUAACUGAAAAACUUACCAGUAAAAUUCCAGAACCCCCAGAACCUGUAGUACCAAAAAGUGUUGAUAAACCUGUUAUAAUUCCGUCUUACAGUGGAUCCGAAUUCUGUCACUUUUGCAAUAAAAGAGUAUAUCUUAUGGAGAGACUUUCAGCGGAAGGCAGAUUCUUUCACCAUGGCUGUUUCAAGUGUCAAUAUUGUAGAGCUCAACUCAGGCUUGGAUCUUACGCAUUUGACAAAGAUGGCAUCUAUGGCCACAAGUUCUUUUGUUUACAUCACUAUGGUAUGCAGGGUAAAGCUCCUACUACGACCAAAGUGGCUAGAAAACCAUCCCAGAGAGACACAAAACCUACAUCGAAAAAAUUAACGGGUGUUUCAGGAGUAGAUUUAUUAGAUAGAGUCCGUACGCCGGAAAGGGCUGAAUUUUCCAAUUUGAGCCUUGGCUCUUCUGACCUAGAAGACUCAAUAAGUCAGAUGGACGAAGACGAAUGGACCGACAGGAAUUUUGGUGCUUCGACUGCUGAAAUUGGAAGCAGUGACGAUGAGGAUGAUUCAUCAAGUUACAGUGAUACGGACAGCGACGAUGAAGAUGCGUACGAAGAAGCAAUGGAAGAGCCAGCCACAAAGGAAGGAACCUUGAAGUGGGCAGAGAGAAUGAGCAAGCGGCAUUAUUCAAAACAGGAUAAAUCAGAUUCUGAACCCUAUGGCAGUUCGGAUUCCUCGAGUUACUAUGAAAAUAGUACAGACGAUGACGAAUCUGACACCGCAACAGAGGGGGAGGAAGAAAUCAGGGCCAGGGAACUGCGAUUACAAGAAGUUCGUCUCGAACCUCCAAUAAUACAAGCUGACACUGGCACUGAUACAGAGGUGAAGUGUAACUUAAAAACCUCCGAUAAUUUAAAUUUAUCCCAUAGUGAAACUCAAUGUUCAGACCCGAGAUUUUCUCAAAAUUCUUCUAGUAACUCAAUAAACUCGACCGAUUUCGAUAGCGCCUUGGAGGACAAUUUCGACAUAAACUUCAACAAUGUUAUCUCAAAAAACGAGGUAAACGCACCAAUUAACCAUUCAUCCAUUGACUCCGGGGAUGAUAGUGCAACUAUUUCCAGAAGUGAACCCAAUUCGAACGUUACUGUGAUUGAAAGAACACUGGACAAGAAUGUAGAUAAUUCCGAUUGCAUUAUUGACGAAAAUAAUAAACAAAUUCCGCGUAGUUCUCAAACAAUAAGUGCAUCUCUCGAAAAUAACGAAGUAGUGCUAACCGAAGUGUGCGAUUCGACGGUUCCUAACGGGAAAAAUAGUCAGUCCGAGGAAAAUUGUGUUAGUCCCUCGAUAAAAAUGAGCAAGAAAUUUUUCGGUAGUGCGUUUGUCCCCACGUUCCAAAAGGAAGAACCGGAGCCUUUGCUCGUGAUCAAACGAACGCCGAGCAAAAUAAAUUUACCUAAAGAAGUAGGAAAACCCAAAGUGGCUGUAAAUAAGAAUAUCGAGGAGAAUGCGAAGAAAUAUUUCGGUGCUCCGCCGAAACCUACGCUGCGUAGAUCUAGUACGGCCAGAAAUAUACCUAAACCGAAAGUUUCAGAUCGGAGUUAUUUCAAGAGUAGUUCGCUGAAUAGCAAUUUUUCUUUCAAUUUCGAGCCGGAAGAGGAGGAUCUGAAAAAUACAGAUGAUUAUAUCGAACAGUUGCUAAAGAAUGAAAAAGAACUGAUGAAACCAAUCGAUCCUGAUAAAUUUAGAAGACUCUACGAGACCGAUGAAAAUGAACAGAAAAAAAGCGAUAGUAUCGACGAUUUACUCGAAGCGUUAGAAAUGGAAACUUACGAUGAUGUGUUCGAACAUUCUGUCAUGAAGGAAAAGGACGAAAAAAUUGAAAAGCUACUGCAAUGGAUGGACGAUGUCGUACAUCAAGAAGAUAACAUUAAAGUUCCUGGUAAAUUGAAAGGUGAUAGUGGUAAAUAUGAUAAUUUAGAAGCUAUUCUGAAGACUGAAAAGACUGCUGCACCCGUGGCUAAGUUGGCUAAAAAUAACAUUAAAUAUUUCGAUGAAUUGUUAGCUGGAAAAAAUUCUGAAGCGGAGGAUGAAGUGCCUGCUAGAAAAUUCAGCUGGACGAGAAAUGAUGUAGACAAUCAUUUGGCUAAACAUAGAACGUCCUUGGAUUUAGAUGCUAUCAAAAAAGUAAACAUAAAAAAUGUUCUCAGGAAAUUCGAAAGUAUGGAUUAUACAAAUGAUGAUGAACGUGCAAAUAUAGGUGGUAUUGAUCAUGUUGGAGAACGUAAAAAGCCUUCUUUAACAAGAUCAAAAACUGAAAUACAUUUCAAUAAACCUAGAACCUCCGUAGACCUAGAUGCUGUUAGUAAGGUUGAUAUAAAACAAGUAUUGAAAAAAUUCGAAAACGCUGAUAAGAAAGAGGAUUCACCCGUUUUACCCAGAAGGAGAAGUUCAUCUUUCGCUAAUUUCAAGAAAUCUAAUUUAAAAGUAAAGGACGACCCCAAAAAAUGUUCUGAUGAGAAAAUUGCCCAAAAUAGCAGGGUGACGAAUAUACAAAAUGAAUAUUCAGAAAAUGGAACAAAGAAAAAUUCAUCUUCGGAUCCGAUAGAAAAAACACCAGAGAAAUGCCAAAACGAAACUGAUUCGUUCUUCAACAUCCAAGUAAAGGUGAACUAUGAACAAUAUCCGAUGGAGUACACAAAUUCCUAUGAACCAGAUUUAAAAGUUUAUCCUAACGAAGAUGCAACUAACAUUCUUGGAAUUAGCGAUAAGGAUAUGAAAUCCAUCUCAGAAUCACAAGUUGAGGAAGCUGAUUCAGAAAUAAAAAACCAACAACAAAAUAUUUGUGAAAUCACUUCCCAAAAUAAUCCUGUAUUCAAACCAGAAGAAUGUGAAGGCGAUGCCAUCAAUAAUAUUGCUAAUAUACAAAAUUGUCGCAAUGAAAAUACACAAAAUGAAAUAUCUUCCAAAAAAAAUUCCGAUAGCCUAACAAAACAUCAGAUCCUUUCAGAAUAUGAUCCAAAAACAACAUUUAAAAACGAGUCUUCUAUUCAAAGCAAUGAGAUAAUAACUUCAGAUGUCAUACCCCCAGAAGAAAAAUAUGAUUCUGGUUCGGCUCAUAGUGAAAAAGAAAUAAAAGAUCAAGAAAACGAAACUAACACUGAUACAAAUAAAGAAGAGUUGGGAAAACUAGAAAACAUUAUUCCAGUGCUUGAAUACAAAGUAUUCGAUAAGAUCCAACAAGAUUUGGAUGAAAUGAUAGGAUCUUUGAACGAUAUGGACAACACUAAUCGAAAAUCACUCGUCAAAGAAGUGGAGGAACCUGCACAGAUUGAAUCCUCAAAAACCAGUAAAACCGUAACAUCGAACUUGAAAAAUAAUGAUAUUAUUAUAUCUCAUUCUGAUUCAAAGAAUAUUAAUGAAGGUGAAACUAAUAUAAGAUGCGACGAAAGUGAUAAACCUGACACUCUUGAAAAUGAACCAAAGAAAGAAAAUAUUAAAAGUGAUAUUGAAAAAAACGGGACAAAUUAUGAAAAGUUGGAAAGAAUAGAGAAUAAUAAUAACAAUUUUUCACUUCUGAAACAAGAAGUAUUCGACGAAAUUCGAAAAAUUUCUGAUUCAAUUCAUACUGAAAAUGGAAUAAAAAACCAAGAAAAAGAAACUAACACUCAUACAAAUAAAGAAGAGGUGGGAAAAACAGAAAACAUUAUUCCAGUGGUUGAACACAAAGUAUUCGAUAAGAUUCAACAAGAUUUAGAUGAGAUGGUGGGAUCUUUGAACGAUAUGGUCGCUACUAACGAAGAAUCACUAGACAAAGAAAAAACUUCUGGGGGCGUAUUAAAUGAAGAAAUCGAUACUUUCAAAAAACAACUUAACGCGAAAAAUACUGAUACCACUACAGAAAUUCCUGUUUUGUGCUGUGAUAAAUCUCCAAUAAAUGAAAACAUGUCUUAUGACGCGCAUAUUAACAGUGAAAAGUCGGUAUUCUCAGAUGAGAACAGCAGUGAUGCGUCCAGCGAAAUUCAGAACUCUGCUACGGAAAUAUCGACCGAUUCCGAGUUUGCUCAAGAUGAUCCUACUCCAACAAGUGAGGUUCCGGCAAUUCUCCUCAACGAUCUUUACAUAAACACAACCAGAGGUUCCUCAUCGAACCGGCCCAAAAAAAUUCAGGUGACCAGCGGCUUUCUACAGAAACCCUCCAAUGGAAAGGCACUCAAGCAAGACAUUGAGUUGAAACUGACACCUCUCGUAUCUCCUGCGCCAAGUUUGAGGAAACUCACGUCAUCUAUUAAACCACCAUCCGAACCAUAUGCUUUGAAUAGGACACAGAGCACUGGGGGUAUUGCCACUAAGGUUUCCCUCGAACUCAAAAAGAAAUAUUUAUUAGGUGAAUCCAUUGGUGGCAGCGGCGGUGGUAAUAUUCAGAAGUCUGGCAGCGCAUCGACUCUUGAUACCAAGUUGAAAUCUUUCUGUUCGAACAUCUCGGACUGUCAGAAGUUGUUGAAACCUGCUCCAGAAAUAAGCGCGAGUAUGCAGACUUUCUGCAAGAAACUCGAUGAGAACAUAUCGCCAAUCCUCAGUCCAUUAACAGUCAAAACUUUCAGUAAACCAACGAGUCCUAUAGAAUCGAAUGAAAAUGAAGAAAAUAAGAAUUUACCACCACCUGAUCUCAUCAACGUUACAGUUACUGAAAAGAAAGAGGAAAAAGACGUUUCAGUGUUUGAGAAUGAAACUGAAGGCCGUCCAAGGAGUCCACUUCAUGAAACAUCCCUCAUUGUACCUGAAAUCGAUUGGAAAAAAGUUUCGCAUUGCGCGGAAAGCCUGUCUUCCUCCUCAACCACUUCUUCUUCAAGCGAUGAACAGAUAAAAACUCCCAACCUCUCGCAUAAAAAUAUUCCAACAGUUGAAGUUUGCGAAGUGGAAGACUGUCAGGAAAUAGUGAAAAAUUCGCAUGAAACCUCACAAAAAUCUAUCUCAAGUGACAAAAAACAGUUGAAUCAACCUAAGACACUACCAGGCUUGAAAACUGACGCAAAGAAGAUACCACAAGAAGCUGGUUAUCAAAAAAUGUUAUCACAGGAUGAUAGAUCAAGUGCAUGCAGCACACCAAUAUCAGUUGGAGAUGAUAUGACGAAUGCGUUCACAGAAACCGAAUUAUCUGAUUGGGCAAGGGACGGUGGGGUAUCGGACGAUCUAGAAGGCGUCGCUUUCGAUUUGAACGAGGAGGAGCCACGGAAACAAACAAUACCCGACUUGCACACUAUUGGUCAUAUUUGUGGAAAAACAGAAGAAGAAAACGAAAAAGAACCUCUAAGUGCCAAUUUUGACAGUAUCGAAUUCAUGGAUACCUGUACAGAAAGUAACAGCGAAGAAGGAGUUGUUAAUAGUAUAACGUACAACAUAUUGAAUAACGAAGAAAUCGCAGAAGAUAGUUUGAAUCCAAUCAUCAAUAACAUUGUAGAAGCACAAAACACUGUUAUUACCGAGAUGAAGAUCAAGAAUUCCGGUUAUUGCAUAAUAGCUUCCGACAACAACAAUUUCGGAGGUAAGGUUGUGAAUUUGAGACCUGCGGAUGUUGAACAUCUGAAACAGAACCAAAAUCUUUGCGAACGCGAAGAGGACAGCUUAUUAGUAGUAGAAACAACUACUGAGGAGAAUACUUGUAGUGAUUCUACCGUGAAAAACGUUACGGAAAUACCGAAAGAUUUCAACUCGGCAUCGAACACUCAAAAACAGAGGUUGGAGGAGAAAUUGAGCCAAUUGAAAAAGGAGAAAGAAGACAUAUUACUUCAGGCGAGAAUCGAAAAAGAAAUAGAAAAAAAGGAAAAAGAGAACGAAACGAAAGAUAUACGAAAUAUCGAAUUCGAUGAACACUGCCAAAGGUUGCAAUCAAAGGUUGAUUUCGGAAAUGUGAAAGAUUCGAUUGAUAUCAGAAAGUCUAGGAGAAGAAGUAAAGAUUCACCCCAGAAGCCGGAUUUCAUCCAAGAGGAAAAGCAAUGUUUGGAACUAAAAAAUUCUUUGAAAGAUAUCACAUUGAAUUUAUCGCCCACUAUCAAAACUCCCGAUCAAAUAUACAAUAAAGAAGUUAUAGAAAAAGAAAGAAAUGUAAACCAAAGACUUGUCCAAGAAAUGGUUAUGAGUAAAAUGAGGGCGGAAAAUAAAGCACUGGAUAGAAAGAUUAGAAAUAGACCAACAACGAAUAUUCUAAAUAAAACUGUCCAGUUAUCAAAAUCUGCAACUGCCGAUAUCGCCAAAAUGAACAUGGGCAAUUUAGACAAUUCCAUGAAAAGAAUUGUCGAGCACACUUCUGGUAAUUUUGUGCUGAAAGAGAAAGAACCGAUCGUUGGAAUGAGUUCUUUACAAAAAUCGCAGACCAGUCCAAAUGUUCUGGGGGACAACAGAAGUAUAUACGACUUGGAAAUUACACCCAUAGCGCCUCCUAGAUCGAAAGAUUUAAAGAAUGCUACUGAUAAAUUGAAGUCUGAAGCAAGGGCGAGAGCUAAAAUGUUAUCGAAUGAAGAAUUAGGUCUGAGUCCAGAAGAUAAAUUACUGAGGUUGAGAGAAAAAUCAAGAAGAUAUGAACGUAGCGCUAACUCUGAAUGUUCCGAGUUUCAACUAUAUCCCACAGCGUUGAAUUCUCAAACGCCAGUUUCUUCCAAAGAUGCUUCGAGGAAAAGUAGACCAAUUAGUGAAUAUUUACCAAAAUACGACAACAGAAAGAGUUUCAGUCCGGUUGGAGGCAAGGGCAAUGAUAAAAAAAUGUGUCGAUCUGAUUCAAAUUUGUUCAGAACGGUGAAUGAUAAGGACAAAGUGAAAGAUGAAAGUCCAAAAAAGGGAAUCAAGUUCACGAAAAUUAUGGAUCUAUUCUCUAAGAAGAGCCCAAAAGGAUUAUUCUCGAAGAUUUCACCUAAAUCUAAGGAUGUUUCAAAGUCAUGCCCAACAUUAUUUGAGUGGACGCCAAUGACAACGGAAAAAGUAUCUUUGCCUAAAGGAACUAAAAUGAAAGGUGUCCAAGAAGUUUUACCUCAAAGAAGUAGCCCAGAAAUACCUCCGCCAGUGCCUCCGUUACCUCUUUGUUAUACAGAGAGCCUUCUUCGACGAUCAGAAGACAGCUCAGAUGACGAUUUCAAAUGCAGUAAAAAAAGUUCCUCGGAAAAUCUUGGAGGUCCAGUAAAUUUGGAUGAUUCCGUGUCCAGUUUAACGGAGAGACAUUCUUGUAAAAGGAGCAGGAGAUCAGUCAGAGAGGCACAACUCAAAAGACAUCGAAUGGCCCAAGAAAUUCAACGUAAGCUAGAAGAGACCGAAGUGAAAACUAAAGAACUCGAGGACAAGGGUGUAAUGAUAGAAAAAGCGCUCAGAGGAGAAGAUGGUGAAGGCUCUUCUAAACAGGAAUCGGAGCUACUUCAGGAGUGGUUCGACAUAAUGCGUGAUCGAACUGAAUUGCGUAGAUACGAAAAGGAACUUAUGGUCAGAGCGCAGGAAUUAGAACUGGAGGACAGACAUGCUCGACUUCAGCAUCAGCUCAGGAAAAGGCUGAAAGAAGAGAACAAAAGUGAAGAAGACAAAGAGAUAGAUUAUAAAAUCAUCAAUGAGAUGCUCGAAAUAGUGUCCAAGAGGGAUUCCCUUAUUGCUUUGCUCGAGGAAGAUAGGUUGAGGUACCUCUCUGAAGAUCGAGAUUUUGAAGAACAAAUGCUCGCCAAAGAUCUUCAUCUCACACCAAAAUGGAAAACCAGUGAAAAAUAAGGAGUUGUUCUUGCAGUGAUGUGAUAAAAAUAUAGUUAACCUUUUUUUUAAUACGCGAAAAUUACCUAGAAAAAUAAAUUUUGCUUUAUAUUUCUCGGCGGAAAUAUGGCAAUAUGUAAAAAAUUGCUUACUUGGUCUAUAUUGUAGAGAUAAACAGGGUGUUGCAGAAUAUGUAUUGAUAACAGUUAUAUUCUUGAUGCUGAGAUAAGAAACCCAUUCGUAUUACUACAAAAGUGAAAUAACGAAAUUUCGAAAAUAAUGGUGCUGAAUUGGAAAAUUUCAGUUAUAAGAAUUGUAAAUCAAUGAAGUUGACAUUGAAACCUCCCUGAAUCAUGCAUAUUUAUUUGGUUUCACAUGCUCGUUUUUGAAAAUGUAGUGAAAUUAUAAUUUCUUUAGAAUUUAUGGCCUAUUACGUAUUAUUUAUAUUAUGUGUUCCCGUUUAAGUUGAAUUUUUUAAAUUUUAUACAUCACAUUGUUUUUUGUGAAUGAAAGAAUUGUGUGAUACAUUUAUUCUGGAGCUGUAUUGCUUCUCAGUAUAUACUAGCACUCAUAGCUAGAUUAAUUUUUCAUUAAACUGUAGGUAUUGAAAUGUAAUUUAUUACCAUUAGAAAAAUAUAUUUUACAUCAUAUUGUAUGUGUAGAAGGUACUUAUUAUAUUUUAGUGUUAAUUUACGUGAUAUUGAAGUGAAAAACUUUGAAAUAAAUAUUUUGGUAAUUGUCAUUGACAUUGCUCAUUAAACUUUUAUUAACAAAAA
This is a messenger RNA of Coccinella septempunctata (seven-spotted ladybird), 12934 nucleotides long. RefSeq names its product F-actin-monooxygenase Mical (gene Mical). Gene Ontology annotation, molecular function: protein binding. The record is from RefSeq and is a predicted model, not a curated record. NCBI's taxonomy places the organism in Eukaryota, Metazoa, Arthropoda, Insecta, Coleoptera, Coccinellidae. Bases 546 to 12179 code for a protein of 3877 amino acids. The transcript has 28 exons.